AGAUGUCGUUAUAAUCGUAUAACGCAUGUUUCAAAUUGAUCAACCCGGCAAGUAACCUUGAAACUACGUAAAUAACAUUACCCUUUUAUUAAAAAUUCAUUUAAUACUUAAUAAUAAUGACGCUCGAUAAUUCAUGGCAUAUAAUCAAAACUGCAGCUGCAGAGAAUAAACAUGAAUUAGUGUUGUCAGGUCCGGCAAUUUCUGAAUUGAUUCAAAAAAGAGGCUUCGACAAGUCUUUAUUUAACCUAGAGCAUUUGAAUUAUUUGAAUAUUACACAGACAUGUUUACACGAAGUGUCAGAAGAAAUUGAAAAAUUGCAAAAUCUAACAACAUUGGUAUUGCAUUCGAAUGAGAUUUCGAAGAUACCUAGCACAAUCGGGAAAUUAGAAAAACUAAAGGUUCUCGAUUGCUCUAGGAACAAGUUGACGUCUUUACCAGAUGAAAUCGGUAAACUUCCACAAUUAACAACUAUGAACUUCAGUUCGAACUUUUUGAAAUCAUUACCUACACAAAUUGACAAUGUUAAGUUGACUGUUUUGGAUCUUUCGAACAAUCAGUUUGAAGAUUUUCCUGAUGUGUGCUAUACAGAAUUGGUUCAUCUUUCUGAAAUCUAUGUUAUGGGAAAUCAAAUAAAAGAAAUUCCUACAAUUAUAAAUCAACUUCCAUCUUUAAAAAUAAUAAAUGUAGCAAACAAUAGAAUUUCAGUCAUUCCAGGUGAGAUCGGUGAUUGUAAUAAACUCAAGGAACUUCAGUUAAAAGGAAAUCCAUUGUCAGACAAAAGAUUAUUAAAAUUAGUUGAUCAAUGUCAUAAUAAACAAAUAUUAGAAUAUGUAAAAUUGCAUUGUCUUAAACAAGAUGGUUCUGUUAAUUCAAAUUCAAAAUCAAAAAAAGGAAAAAAGGUACAAAAGUUAUCAGAAAGUGAAAAUAAUGCUAAUGUAAUGGAUAAUUUGACACACAAAAUGAAAAUACUAAAAAUGGCAAAUGAUACACCAAUAAUUAAGGUUACAAAAUAUGUGAAAAAUAUUAGACCUUACAUUGCAGCUUGUAUUAUUAGAAAUAUGAGCUUCACAGAAGAUAGUUUUAAAAAAUUUAUUCAACUUCAAACUAAAUUACACGAUGGCAUAUGUGAAAAAAGAAAUGCAGCUACUAUUGCUACACAUGACUUAAAAUUGAUUACUACUGGAGAUUUAACAUAUACAGCAAAACCACCAAAUGAAUUAGAAAUCAAACCAUUAAUGCGUAAUAAAGUUUAUACUGGUUCUGAACUAUUCAAACAAUUACAAACUGAAGCUGAUAAUUUAAGGAAAGAAAAAAAACGCAAUGUAUAUUCUGGCAUUCAUAAAUAUCUUUAUCUAUUAGAAGGUAAACCUUACUUCCCUUGUUUGUUAGAUGCUUCAGAACAAGUUAUAUCAUUUCCACCUAUAACGAAUAGUGAUAUUACAAAAAUGUCAAUAAAUACCCAAGCAAUAUUAAUAGAAGUAACCAGUGCUUCGUCCUAUCAAAUUUGCAGGAAUGUAUUAGAUCAAUUUUUAAAGGAACUAGUUACUUUUGGUUUAGGAUGUGUCUCAGAACAAGAAAAUGCUUCAAAUUAUCAUAAAUUAGUCAUAGAACAAGUAAAAGUAGUAGACAUGGAAGGUAAUAUGAAAUUAGUAUAUCCUUCAAGAGCAGAUUUAAAUUUUGCAGAAAAUUUUAUAACAGUAUUACGCGAGUAAUAAAUUACUGUAAGUAAUUAAAUUGUUCUUUAAUCUUGAUCUAAUCUGCAUUUUUCUUUCUUAAUCUUUUUAACUAUUAUUUUUUUGAUUGAUAACUUGUAAAUCUAAAUUAUUUUCAUAUUAUUAUUUUUCAUAAAUAACACAUUAUUUUCAUAUGCCAAAUUGUAAUUUUUUAUUUGUUACUCUGUGAAAAUCUUAAGAUUAGUAUGCAAUGUAUAUAAUAUUUGCAUAUUUUAUACAGAAUCUUUUUGGUAUGUAUCAAUAUAAUUAUAUUUUAAUCAUAAUAUUUUUAUACUGAGAUUUGAAUCUAUGUAAAAAUAAUAACAAUAAGUGUUUUAUGUUAUGAAAAUCAAAAACUGGAAAAUAAAU
Molecule: messenger RNA, 2081 nt
Organism: Apis dorsata (giant honeybee)
Lineage: Eukaryota; Metazoa; Arthropoda; Insecta; Hymenoptera; Apidae
Product: leucine-rich repeat-containing protein 47-like
Exons: 4
Coding region: 117-1712 (531 amino acids)
Biological process (GO): phenylalanyl-tRNA aminoacylation
Molecular function (GO): protein binding; phenylalanine-tRNA ligase activity; RNA binding
Source: RefSeq, a predicted model, not a curated record